This is a messenger RNA of Bacidia gigantensis, 1539 nucleotides long. RefSeq lists its product as uncharacterized. The coding region runs from base 1 to 1539 and encodes 512 amino acids. The transcript is spliced from 5 exons. The record is from RefSeq and is a predicted model, not a curated record. Lineage: Eukaryota; Fungi; Ascomycota; Lecanoromycetes; Lecanorales; Ramalinaceae.
AUGGACGUAAACGCAGCACAUCCACUAUAUCGACUCCAGUCGGAGGCAAAACAGAAGAGCCUACGAAGGGAGGCGGAAACGGACCUUCUCCGGCCGGAGAACGCCGUUUAUAUCCUCAGGACGGAAAUCAUUUUCAGCGAGUGGCUCGAUCGCUUUAGAUCGGGCCCAGACACUCAGGCAGGCGAUCUAGAAGUAAAUCUAGACGUGAUGUCUCAAAUAAGGACAUCGCCAGCUCGUCGAACGCGGAACGAUUUCCCGGCCACGAAUCAGAACCUUUUUCGAUCGAUACGACAAAACCUCUCGAACGCAAGAAAAGACGAGAUCAAGAACGCUGACCCUCUUGUAUCUGAACGCUGGAACACCGAGCCAGAAAGGGCAGAGGAGCUGUUUAGGGAUAUGGAACUUACCGGGGAGCGAAAUAUGGGGGUUCCGCUCUUCCGAAACGAAGAACGACCUCGUAGUCCUUAUCAUCAAAGCCCGCGGCUACGAAGCCUAUACGAUCGCUCAUACGAUCGCCCUAACGAUCGCCCUUUCGAUCGCCCAUACGAUCGCAGUCCUCCUCGACACGGGGACGUUCAUGAUACGGUGAACGUACCUCGGGAAUUCCGUCGGAUGGAGACGGUAUCGAACAUCAGUAAUCGACACACUAGAUAUGCUCCAUACGAGCAGGCGAACGACGCUCGUGUGCCUCUGCCUCCCCAGCGGAACGAUCGGGUACCUGAUGGGUACGAGCCUCCGAAUGGGAGGAACAGAAGACCGCUCGAGGAGCGGCCACAACCGCAGACACAGCACAACUGUCUAUCGGACGAUGUCAGGCGAGAACUAAACUCAAGCUUAGCAUCCUGGGAGGACGAGCUAUUACGAGAAUAUCGACCAAACAGGUUCGAUUCUCUUCGAGCGGCUGAAAAAUUGCAUUUCAGCUUCGAUAAAACGGAUAUGUCUCUAAGCAAAUAUCUCUCUACCAAAACCAAUUACUUGCUAGAUGCGGGGAUCACAGACGAAUACACAGUGGUCGGCUAUUUAUGGCAAGGAUUGGAAGGACAAUUAGCAUUGGCAACGCCAUUGAGGGAAGAUUUCGAUACGAUCGAGAGUUUUAAUCGGCGGGUGAAAAACAACGAAGCCGCCGCAAGACGGGUGUAUGAAGAUGCAAAAAAGGCCUUGAAAGCAGCAAAUAAUGCGAAUACCAAUCGGUCGUAUGCUACAGCGAAUCGACCAUAUACAACACCUCAAACGAAACCCCAACGCCAGUGGGGUUCAAAAAAGACGACUCAAAAGGCAUAUCAAGCACCGGCUCAGGACAUUCCGCCAUCGAAGCGAUCCCCUCCUCGCCCUUGCCGACAUUGUGGAGGCGAUCAUUGGGAUCGAGACCAUCCGGCGGACGAUAAGAAGGUUUUCAAAGCUGACCCGCAGGACGAAGACGAAGAAAUGCCGGACGAGGACGACGAUGUCGUUAUCGAUCCCUACGAUCCCGAUACAUAUGAAAUGCUUCAAAACGAGGCAUUUGAGGAGGAUCCGGGGGAAUACCAGCGGGAUGCAUAG